Molecule: messenger RNA, 729 nt
Organism: Pieris rapae (cabbage white)
Lineage: Eukaryota; Metazoa; Arthropoda; Insecta; Lepidoptera; Pieridae
Gene: Mnat9
Product: N-acetyltransferase 9
Exons: 4
Coding region: 143-727 (194 amino acids)
Biological process (GO): protein acetylation
Molecular function (GO): N-acetyltransferase activity
Source: RefSeq, a predicted model, not a curated record
ACACAACCAUUUGACAUCCAUUGCUAACUUCUGUCUUUAGAGUUUGUUAUUUGUUGUUGUGGAUAAGAAUUAAAAACUCGUUUAUAUUCAUUAUUCUGAUUCGAAGCAAUUGUCUAUUUUCAAAGAAAUAUAUAAUAAAAAAAUGAAGAUUAAUAGUAAAACUAAAAUUGUUAGUCAAAAUAUUAUUUUAGUACCAUAUACUGAGAAACAUGUACCAAAGUAUCAUGAGUGGAUGAAAUCUGAGGAAUUACAAGUUCUAACUGCAUCCGAACCACUUACAUUAGAACAAGAAUAUGAUAUGCAAAAGUUAUGGCAUGAAGAUGAAGACAAAUGCACUUUUAUAAUACUUGACAAGCAAAACUAUGAAGUGGAGAAUAAUGAAAUAGAUGCCAUGAUAGGUGAUACAAAUAUUUUUGUCAAGGAUCAUGAUCUAGGAGAAAUUGAAAUAAUGAUUGCAGAAGAAACUGCUAGAGGUAAAAAGCUUGGCUGGGAAGCUGUUAUAAUGAUGUUAAUAUAUGGCAUUGAUUUUAUUAAAUUAAAAAAAUAUGAAGCAAAAAUUUCAUUUUCAAAUGAAAGAAGCAUAAAUAUGUUUACUAAACUAGGAUUUAAAGAGGAGUCCCGAAGUAUCAUAUUUAAUGAAAUUACUUUUGCUAAACCUGUAACAAAUGAAUGGUGUGUAUCACUGAAAGAUAAAAUUAAGUAUGAAAUAAAGAAUUAUGUUGAUUAAGA